Molecule: messenger RNA, 1302 nt
Organism: Trichomonas vaginalis G3
Lineage: Eukaryota; Parabasalia; Trichomonadida; Trichomonadidae
Product: leucine-rich repeat, isoform f-related family
Exons: 1
Coding region: 1-1302 (433 amino acids)
Source: RefSeq, a predicted model, not a curated record
AUGUCGCACUGCCUCUCUGAGACAGACAGCAGCCUCUACCAGUUCUUCAGCUGCUUCUCAAACAUGAAAAAUUUGAGUCAUCUAAUUUUAAAAGGCGACAAAAAUUUUCACCUCGGAAAGACAGUUGAGAUGCUUUUCAAGACACUUGAGACAUCAGGGAAGUCUCUCGACUACCUGGACAUAUCGAACAGCUUCUGCGGAGACGAGGGAAUCGAAAUGAUUUCGAAAUUUCUGAAUUCGAACUUUUCUCCAAAAAUUUUCGUUUUCGACGGGACGAAACCCACGAAUCUAGAGCCAUUCCUGAGUCUCCUUCUUGGCUACCUCAAUUCCAACUGCGCUUCGUCUGUUUCUUUCCCUCUGAGCGACUUGGAGAAACUGAAGAAUGACGGCAAAAUAAAGAUGCAGCAGUUCAAUGAAAUCCUCGACUUGUUCAGGACUUCCGAAGGCGACGGAGGCUCUGCAUUCGACAGCCUGUUCUUCAUCUACUACGAAGACGAGAGAUUUGAUGAGAAAUUUCCGAGGUAUGUCAACGCAUCUUAUUUGACUGAGUCGAAACAGGACAAAAACACUCCGAAAAGGUUGUUUGAGAUGUCUAAAAACCAAAAUUACCAGACAAAGCCAAAAAACACGUCUGUGACUGUUUCGAUUUCCAGAUCUCAGCCGAAAUUUGACAAAAUCUCUGACUUCACUUCGAUGGCGAGCGAGUCAACAUUCGCGCCGUCGUCCAGGGCUGUCGGUGCUCCCACUGUUGCAUUCUCUGUCAGCAACAACUCAACAAACAUCGGGGAUGUCGAUCAGAACAAAACCCUCUCAGACAACGAGCAGAACCAGAUCCACGAGCCGCUGAAACCUCCACCGGAAAAGGGCGGAUCGCCGAGGAGAUCGAUCAGACAUGUUUCGACGGCGAAUGUCGAAUUUAGACUGGACAUCACUUCGUCGAGUUCUUCUGCUUCUUCACCGAAGAAUUUGAGGAAUUCGAAGUCGAUGAAUUCCAAUGUUUUGCUUGCUAAGAAUGGUGAUGACUCUGAUGCUUUGGUUACAAAGGAUUUUGACAUUUCUACUUCUGAUGAUGAUGAUUUUAGAGAAGAAGUUGUGACUAAAGAGAGUAGACAUCUCAGACAAACACUGAUGAACUCUAGAUAUCAGAAGAAAGAGUUGGAUGAUGACUUCGAUUGGAAAUUUCCUUUGGAAAGAGUCGAAACAAUGUACAAAGGGUCUUGGGCACAAUCUCAACAGAGGUUUUCUAUCGUGGAAAGUAUGAAAUUCCUGUCUAAAAUACCUCACAACCACUAUCCAAAUUGA